Molecule: messenger RNA, 19656 nt
Organism: Xyrichtys novacula (pearly razorfish)
Lineage: Eukaryota; Metazoa; Chordata; Actinopteri; Labriformes; Labridae
Source: the annotation of a GenBank genome assembly
AUGGCAUCCGCAAGCAGCUCCGCACAGGCCGCCUUCGGGCUGGGCCGGAGGAAGAAGAACCCCGGACUCCUGGAUCAGAUUGGAAAGUUCUUUGGAGGUGACAAGAAGAGGAAGAGCAAGGUGAGAAAGCAGGAGAGUUGAGGUGAAAGCUCAACCCUUCUCAUCCUUCUCAUGUAUCUCAGUUCAUUCUGCUGAUUUGCUCCUAGAACCACCUUUAACUUCUGAUUCUUUAACCCAUCGUGUAAAAAUUAGUUGCAGCGUAUUGGUCAAAUGAACUUGUGUUGGUUUUAAUGUUGUUUCUGGUAAACCGAAGUCUGACAUUGUCCUGUGAUUCCCAAUAACUGGCUGAUAGGCAAUGAGUUGUCACUGGAUGAUGGCUUUGGGUGGGGUUGGUUUCUUCUUCUUGUUUUUAUUACAAAGAGGCUGUGAUUUUGAAUCAUUUACUAAUAGCUCUAUUGUCUCGUCUUCUUUUAUUUUAAUGGUACUGACAUUAGUAGCAUUCUUCUUUUAAAUUCACUUUAAUAUAUCACUUGUAGUCGUGAUCCGGUGGAAUUGCUCUUUCGUUGCUGUCGAUUUGUUCAUUAGCAAACGUGUCAAACUCCAGAUAGGAACAGUCGUGCUUUGGAUCUGGUACUUCCUUUAAUGAUAAUGAUGAUAAUGUGAGAGUUGCCAAUAUCAUUUAGAUGAAAUACUGGUUGUAUUAUCAUGGAUUUUAUGGAGGCAUUAGGCUUACAGCUUCUCGGCAGAGAUAGUCUUUAAGAUUUCUCGGUCUUGAGUCAUUUGAGCGUCUUUAAGAGGUCAGCCACAGGGAGGUUCUCUGAUACUGUUUGCAUGAAACAGCAGUCCGCCAAGUCUUUCUUAAAAAGAACUGAUUACAUUAUGCUAUAUAUGAUCAAAGCGGUAUAAUAUUUCUGUCAUAAUAACAUUAUUUAUCAUAGUAUUGGAGCAUAUAAUCACCACCUGUUUAGAAAUACCGCAAAGUCUGCGUAGUAGGAACGGGUUUUUCCUAUCGAACAGACAGCUGAUCAUGAGGCACUUGAGCCUGCAAUGCUUUUUAAAUACUAUGCUCUGCAGUGUUGUCAGGAUACCAUCAUUUCAACCAUUAGCUUCUAUAACUACCUGGCUGAUCAGGACUACUUUGUCACUGAAAGUAAAGCUAGCUGCUGUUGUAAAAAUGACAUUUCAAACUCCAUCGAUGUGGACCGACAGGGACAGGCUAAGAAGAACCAGACUGCAGGUCUGUUGGUUCCACCCUGUUUCUGUCAGCGAUGCCCUCUAGAGGUGGUGUGAAAAAAAGGAAAUUUACCAACAUUGAGUCCAAAGAUGGUGUUGAAAUGUUUGGAUAUCCUGAGAACACUGCAGCUGAAUUCCAAAGCUUUUCCAGGUGCUGUAAAAAAAAGUGAAAACUGAACUCCACCUGUAGUCAUUUCUACUGCUGUUCUCAACAGCGGCUUCAGUGGGUAUCGUGGUUUGAAAAAGGAGCUGCAUUGAAACAAAAUGCACCCUGUGGACAUAAAUAACCCUGUCUUAUUAUAAGCUUAUAGCCUGUAAAGAUUGCUGAUCAAAGUGCUUUAAGAAGGCGAUUAUAAGAGAUUGGUCAACAGCAUGAAUAUAUGCAUUUACCUCCCACGCCUUAUGUCAACUGUAACAACAAAUAAGAUUUUAUUGAAAUGUGUGCUAUAGAUGUUUGCAUCAGCCUGUUCUGCUGAUCAGAUCAUGUUUUGCUUUUGGAAAAAGUUCAGGGAAAAGUAUCAUCAGAACAAAUUGUGAAGCUUUCACUCAACAUGAGGUUCGUGAUCCGUUUUCUGCAGUAUUUUCUUUUCUUUUCGCUUUAUGCCAUGAAAUUGUACAUUGCUCUCCAUACUAAUGAGAAGUUUACUCAAACAAAGAUGUAAAAAUAUAUAUAUUUAUGUAUUCACCAAGGGUUUGCCUUUGAACGAGGAGCGUUCACAUGUCAUGUCAAGUGAAUGACGGACAGGUUUGCCCCACCUCUGUUGCCUCUAGCAAGAAAAACAACAAAUAGCCUGCACUAACUUUUCUGCUGCAAACACUUAUUUUUCCAACAAAAGCUCAACAUGAAGACAGAUAUUUUUAAGCUUAGACUCUAUCUGCCUGUGUGUCUGUGUGCACAGAUUCCCCACAGACAUUUUCAAUGCAUACUUCAAAGUGUGAGGCUGCAGUGUUAUUGGACAACUUUGUGUCAGUGUUUUCUGUUGCAUCUUGGAAAUGCAUGCUUAUUUGAGUAACUUUGAAAUGCUUGGCAGUUGCAAACUGACUCCUCAUGCUUUUUACCUGUAAUGCUUUUCCUUAUUUAUGUACUUAAUUUUCAACAAUAUAAGCCUGAGCCUUUCUAGAGAAAAAAAAAAAAGUUAGAAUAGUACAUGAGAGAUGUUUUACAAGCGGUGAAAUGAUGCCAAAAAACUCCAGUCUCAGGACAUGAAACAAAUGCAGUAAAUCUGCACUUGAUUAAAUUCAAAUGAUGAGGAUAAUGAUGUGCUAAUGGAAGAGGAAACCACGUUUGCAUGAGCCUCAGCUAAUCAAGCAGAAAAGAAGACUCUUAAAGUGGAGAAUAUUUUUAAUCUUUCAUUUGCAUUUUAGUUUGUUGAAUGGUAAGACUCAGUGGUUUCUGUGUAAGACCGGGCUUUAGCAGAACAGCUCACAGUCAGAACUCCACCUCUCUGGUACUCUGGUACUCUAACCCUGGUGUCUUGGAUGAACGAGCGGUGCAUCAGUGCUGAUACCUGUUUGGUAACGCGUUCAGCUCUGCUGCAGUGGAUUCCUGUAACCGUUUGUAUCUGUUGUGAACUGUUGUGACCAGUGACCUGUUCCUAACCUGACCCUGUUUGGAGCUUUUAUGGAUAACUGCUUGAUUAAAACUCUUUAACAAAAACCUCAGUGCUCUCUUUGUUUUGUUUUAAUCCAUGUUUAUUGAUGUCUCUCUUUUGGUUUUGUAAAAAAUGUGCAUUAACUGCUCUGCUAACAGCCAGCGUUCAAUAGUUAUUACUUCUUAUUUCGGGUGUUUGUUCAGCCACAAGCAACGAAGCAAACCAACAGUGAAACUUGAGCAUUGAUUUGAAGUGUUGGGACAAAUAUUCCAGUCUGAUCGAUCACCUAAACAUGCAGCAAACACAGGCUGUAUUCAAUAAUCUUUUAUCCGAGAGCUGAUGACUUCUUUGUAAACUAAAAGCAGAAAAACAAAAACCCUUUUCACUCAGUUUGUCCUCCAAAAAAAAGGACAAAGAUUGUUCUUGUUGCCUGGAGACAUGCAUGCUUGAAUUAGAAUUUACUGAUCCAAAGCGAUCUGAGAAAAGCGUCACCACAAUUGAGUCACUUUGCGUGAUUUUAAAAGGCUUUGCAUGUGCAUGAGCAGCAACGUGUAAAUCAGGAUGAUCACAUCCCGAACAGAAAGAGGCAUCAGCUCAGAAGUUCCGCCUGCUCGGGUGGAUUUCAGUCUCCAUCUAUCUUAGAGUCUGUGUUUUUUAUUCAUGACUCAGUAAGACGGUCCAAGAAACAAGUUCAAGCCAGAAGGGCUGCCAUGGAAAAUUACUGCACAAAACAAACAGACAAGGAUUUUUCAAAGACAUGCAUUUUAAUUUCAGGCCAAUACAAGCUGCAAAUCAGUGAUACUGCAAAACCAUCAGUGUGUCUGUUUUAUCAGUCGCACAUGAAAGGAGACAGUGAAACCUCCGUGUGUCCCGCUGAGCCCCAGAAAUUGAAAGUGUAAACACUGCUAAGCCUUCCGUUCCUUUGGAUCAGGUUAUGAAGAGGAAAUUUAAUCUAGUAAAACUUUAGAAAGUGUUUCAAAGUUAUCUGAUGCACAGGGUGACUGAACACAAUGUGUUUUUGUCCAGAAGAAAAGUUACAGAUGAAAAAGCCUCACCAAUUUAAGAUAUAAUUUCAGAUUUCUACCAUGAUCGGAACAAACAAGAAAAGUUUCUUUUUAAGAAAACAGAGAGGUUUGAGACCGUUAAACCGGUUAUCAGUGAGAAAAACUAUCAAGAUGACUGAUUCAAGUGUUUUCUCUAUUUUUGAAAAGAGAAGGGAGUAAGAAUAACAUGACGCCAAAUCAGAAAUUUUCAGUCUUGUUUAAAAAAUUUUUUAAAAAACCUGUCUGACAAAAAACUUCUCAAAUCUGCUCACACGUCUUUCAUUUCUACUCAGUCUCCUCGAAAAGGCAAUCAAUCUUGUUUUUUUCCUCAAUGGUUCGAUUUGUCUGCACAGAUAAUUGUCUCAUUUCUUCUCUUUGUUCACAAACAACAUUUAAUUUCCCUCUGGAGGAAUUUGGCACUGAUAAAUUUUAGCCUGAUUAAUCAAUUAGCCAAUUAAUCAGGCCAAUUGGAAUAAUGAAGUUUAAUAUUGCUUCUGAUAUAAGGAUUAGUCAUGACCUGAAAUCUGCAACAUAACCAAUGCAUUCGCCUAUUUUUGUAUUUUAUUCAAAAAUUCACUAACAACAUAUUAUUGUCUUGGAUAACCCUGAAUAUGACAUUGUCAUGCAUGAAAGACCGGAAUUUUCCUUUCAAUUUCUUUUAUAGUCCAAAUAUUGACCUUUUAUUUUCUCUUUUUCAAUUACCGCAGAUGGCUGCAGAGAAAACUAAAAGUUUCUUGUGGUAAUUUUUCACAGGGCCAAAUAAUUUUCACUUUGCAUUUAUUCAAUUAAAAGUUCACUCAAGUUCAGCAAUGCUGUUUCUCAUUUGUUAGUAUGACUGAAUCAACAUUUUUUGUCAAGUGAUCAGCGCUCUCAUUUCAGCAUUAUUGAAAAACUUUGAAUCGGUCAUCUACUGGUGUUUUUGUACUGAUACAGGAAAAAAAUAAGUUACAACUUUCUUCUGUGUGAGCUUGGAUGAGUUUGAGAGUGAAGAAAUAAUAACUGUGCUAUCUCAUUGAUUGUGGAUGAUGGGCUGCAGAUGUAAGGUGAGGCGAGUUUACAGACUGUAAUGGGCUGUCUGAUCUGUGAAGUUAAUCUACGAGAAUACUCUGAGGUUAUAGACAGACAUUUUCAUCCAUAAAUCUGUUGUCCCGAAAGAGGAAUCAUUAAACAACAUCCAUUAUAGAGCAGACGCUGACCAGGGUGUGACCUCAGCUGAAGCAGCUGUGAUCAUUAACCUGAAAUCUGUGGCCACUAACAAGGUUUAGUUGGUAUCCUGAUUGCAGAUGUAUUACCUUAUUUGUACGUCCUCAGCUCACAUUAUGGGUUUGAUGGGAACAUUGAUUUUGACACUGACAGAUAGGGGGAAAAAAAGAUAAGAAUUAAGAAGAAAAGAAGAAAGGAGAAAUAUCUGGCUAGGCUCACUUAUUGCAGAUUUUACACAAAUAAUUCAUUUUAGUCAUCUGUGAAGUUUCCAAUCAGCUGAAGUCAUGCAGCUGAGCUCAACAGCUAAGAGAUUUAGAGUGAACUUUACAUGAGUUUUCACAGUCCCCAGAUUACAGGUGAGUUCAGUGAGAGUGGCACCAUUAUCUGAUACAGACAUGUAGAUGCCAUUCUCAGGCUUGUCAAAUGUAUUUGCACAGACUCAAUCCUGGAGAGAGGUUCUCCGCCAUCUGAUCUCAUGUGAGAACAUAGUUGAGGCAGUACAGAUGCAUAUUUUUGUUAGAGAUGUUCUGAUACCAAUUUUUCCCUCCCAAUACAGAUUCUGAUACUUGUGCUGUGAGUAUCGGCCAACACUGAGUACUGAUCCGAUACCAGUAUAUUAUAAAAAAUAUAUAUCAAUAUAUGAUAAUCAUUGUGUAAGGUCUUACUAUAAGGUCGGGUUAAAACCCUUUGUAAAACACAAAUAAAUACAGCAAAUUCAAUACUGUUUUAAAUAGAACAGUAUAAAAAACAGGAAAUAGAAUUUAACAUUUUUAAAUAAAAAGGGAAUUUAAACUGAACAGAGUCAGCGGAGCUAACCAGUAAAUAAAUGACUGAUUUAAUAAAUUACAUGGUAUCAGAUCGGUGCCUGGACUUCAGUACUCGCUGAUACCAACACCAGCAUUUUCGGCAGUAUAGGAGCAGUUUCUGAUACUGAUAUCGGAAUCAGAUCAACUCUAAUUUUUGUGGGGCUUUUGUGUCAGUCAAGGAUAUAAAUGUCGCAGCUGAGUAUCAGUGAACACUGAUCGUCAGUUUUGAAUACAUUAAACAGCAUUUUACUGCGAGAAAUGUUUUAAAUGUUGCAUCAAAGAAAAUAACAGACUGUAAUGUAUGAGAGAAUACUUAACGUAGACCACACAUUAUGUUAUAAACAAUCACACAUAUUAAAAAUAACUAUUAUUAAAUACCAUUGUUAAUAAGGAUAUUACAGUAAGUGUCGAGAUGAGAUAAAGUAUUUGAUUUUUAAACAGCACUUUAGUUUUGGUGCCAUUAACUGCUGUCCAUUAUGGCAGCCUCACUGUAUUGAGCAGCAGUAGCUGAUGUGGUGUCUAAAGGUCCUUACACACCAGGCACGAAUUCGUCAGGCGACUUAUUCGCCUUUAUUCACCUUUAUUCGCCUUUUUUAAAAACAGCAUAAAGUCAAUGCAAGCUUCCACACUGGCGGCGUUUUUUCCGCGGGGCGAAAAGCCUCUUUUAUUUUUUCACUCUUGUGUCGAAUUUUUCUGAGAUUCGCAGGCGAAUAUCUGGACCUGCUAGACCUCUGGCCAAUCAAGAGUCAUGUUGUUGAUGACGUCACAGACCCAUGCGGCUGCAGUUCACACGACACACACCACCACUGGCACCAAGAGCAACGGAUGUCAAAAUAUUGACAUCCGAAAUAAUCGCACGAUAAAAACGGUCCCAGUGUGAAGGAUCUUUAGCUUUGCACGAAUCCCUGUGCAUGUCGUGUGGCCGAGAGAGACUCGAAUAGCAAUAGUCUCUGAAUUUGUCCUAUUUUUUCUGCAUACAAGCUGUCUUCAGUCUUUUUCAACCUCCAUUCAGUGCCUUAUUUGUUCUACAUAAAGCUAAAUUGCUCUUUAAGUUUCAACAGAAAAAUAUGAAGACAAAAGAUUUAAAGCGUUCAAAGCAUUUUUCAUCUUUUUGUCCCCCUGUCUGCAUCUGAAAUAAAUGUAAUUUGUAUUUCAAAGAAAGCAUCAGCUAUAGAAAAUCAAACUCUAUUAACUCGAGCCAAACAAUAAAAAAAAAGGUGUCACAAAGCCGGAAAACAGCUUGCAUUGUCAAUAUAUGAUGUGUACAAUAUUUCUUUGGAGCUUAAGGUAAAAAAAAUGAAGAAUUUAGUCUCUGCAGGUUAUUUUCAGGUUAUUUUUUAUUCUUUUUGACGCAUACACACGACUCUCAGACUGUCUACUGAGCCGUGAUAGAUACUGAACACUGCAGGAGUCAGAGUUCAAGACAAACUCUCAACAAACCUUUUAAUUAAAACCCCAGAAACCUUUUCUAAUAACAGCCCAGCCAUGACAGGACGUGCCCUCAUCACUCGUCCAGAUCUGGAUGUCUCAGCCAUUAUGAAAGGCAUUUUAAGAGCUAUUCAAAACUUUAUUUGCAUUUCGUUUUUUUAUCAUUUGACAUACUGUAUGUAUGCCUCUACUGCAGAGGUUAUUGAUCCUCAACUUUCAUACAUAAAAAAAUGAGGUAUACAAAGUGUGUUCGAGGAGGUGAGGAGAUGGGUGGAGAAGAAACACAGAGGAGGGACUCACUCACAUCAAAGGGCCACCAGCUGCAGGAUUCAUUGCACAUUAUUUGAUCUCCUCUCCCAUUUUGUACUUAUUUUUUCCCCUUCCUUCCACCACACACAGGCUCGACUGUCACCACCGAGGUUGUGCUAUUUUUUGCCCUCCCUUUCAUUUCUCCCUUGUUCUCCUGUCAUUUACACUGUGGAGGGACACAGAAACGCACCGCUCUGCAGGAGGACACCGUUAAGAGGUCCCUAGUGAAGAUCUGCUGCACCUACAGAGCUGUAAACCACUCCUACAAAGAGACCAGAUUUACACCCAUCCAAAUAAUUCCAUAACUAGAUAAGCAUUAACUGAAAGGUUCUGUUGUUAUUUGGUCUGUUUUUAAAAGAAACUAACGCUAUACAGACGUUAAAGGUGACACGUAAUCUAACACAGGUUAUGUAAAUCCUUUACCCCCCUUCAUCUGUUCCCUUAAGCUUCUUUUGAUGUGAGAUAAUGGACAUGAGUCACAAACAGCACGCCCACCCAACACCCUUUAUCACCCAGCCCCCACCCCCACCCCUUCACACAGACAUAAACACACUCAUGGACACACACGUUUUCUUUUUUUACAUUAAUAGGGUGACAGGAAAGACCUGAAUGAGGUGGCAUUAUCAAAGGCUGCACCUCCUGAGUGGGAGGAAAUUAGUUUUCCUCAUGUGGGCUGCAGGUUGUUAGUGGUGUUCAUUAUUAACAGGUUUAAAUGUUUCACCUUUAGUUCAUCUGUUUUUUUUUCUUUUUUUCUGAAUGACUUUUUUAUCUAAUACAUCAGUUUUUUCAAACAUAUUUUUAGGCCUGAAAGUUCGAGCUCAUCACCUCAUUGAACCGUCAUCUUGACACAUCCUCUGUAAAAGUCUGACUCUGCAGAAGCGGGCCGCAGUGAUUUUAAACCUCAGGAUGAUAAUUAGUCCUCUGUGUUCAAAUCAAGCUGCUGACAAGAAAAUACCGUCAUUCUCACCCCCUCAUUUGUUCCAGCUUUUUUUGUUUUUCAUGACAAGUUUUCCGUUAAAGAAGUCAGUGAGGUGGGAGGUGACAUUGACGUGAGGCUGAUAACGAUGAUGCAAACUGAAUGAAUACCUACGAUAGAUGGUAAGACAGUCAUGGCGGCUAUUUCUGGAUAUGAGUCAGACACUGAUGAGGGUAAAGACAUCCCGACUAACGUCACGAGGUAUCCAGCCGUCAUUAAAGACACACAGAGUGUGACAAAGGUGAUAAAAAAUGACGAUUUUUCCACCUCUUCUAAAGUUUCUGGCCUCAACUUCACUGCAUCCUUCAGCCAAUACAAAACAAGUAUUUAGUUGGAAAGAUGUAUUCAAAUAUAAGUGAAUACUGUAUCGCUGUUUCAGGUAAGUAUGCUAGUUAUACAACAUGAUUUUAAGCUGCUUCUUGUCUCAAAUAUUCUUAGCAUCACCCAAGCACUGAAUGAUUCAGCUUUUGUUUUUUAUUUUAUUUUUAUUAUUAUUAUUAUUAUUAUUAUUAUUAUAUUUUUUUUACUUAUCAUGAGACUACAAAAGAGGAUUAGGGCCACUUAAAAAAAAAAAAAGGUCUAAUAUAAUUUUUUAAAUUAUUAUUCUGAGAAAGAAUUCUGAGAUUAAAGUCAGAAUUCAGACUUUUUUCUCAAAAUAAUAAUUAAAAAAAUUAUAUCUGACCUUUUAUUUUUAUUUUUUGUCUUUUUUAUUCAGUGGCCCUGACCCUCUUCCGUAUGAGACAGUGUAAGAAUCAGAUGUUUUCUUUUUCUCAUUCAUGAAUGAGAGUAAAAGAAAGCAGGACAUUUUUUCUGUAUUUUGAGUGUUGUAAUUUAUCUGUGUAGUUUCAGUGUUUUUAGUUGUACGUAGAUUAAACCACAAAGUAAUAGAUGAACUAUUAAAGCUGUCUUAUUUUAAUGGUAAAACUUGAUGGAUGAUCUCAUGUGAGGCGUAAAAGUCAAGCUUUUUUACUCUUGAGUGUGAGUACACGUCUCAAACAAGCAGGUCUUUUGUCCCCUUCUUUCUUUUCCUUUCUAUCCUUUCCUCCUCAGGGAUCUUUCCGGGGUGCUCUCUCCCCAGCCCCUCAGAAAGCCUCUGCUACUUCCCCACGUAAGAAGGGCCAGGAGAACGCCGUGGUCCACUUCUUCCGCACGAUCGUGAGUACACUGUGAACACAGUGCAUCUUUGAAAGCCUCACCGUUUGUGUGACUGCGAGUCUGCCUCAGACUUGUUCUCUCCAUGUUUGUCCCUUUACUCUUUAAUCUGUUGUCUCUCACUAACUCUGUCAAAUCUCUUUACUUCUCUGUGAUUAACUCUUCUUUAGGUCUCCCCUGCCCCUCCCAAGUCUAGGGUGAGUCUACUUUAUACAGCCACUCUUUUUUUUUUUAAUUUGCAAAAAUAAUUUUCCUCAAGAACGAUAAAAAAAAAAAUUGAUUUAGGUCAGACAUCAAACCUUGUAUUAUUACAGCAGUAAUAGCUGGCUGUUUAAUCUGGAGCUAGUGCUUUCUAGAUUAUAUUUGAAUUGUUGUUACUUGCUUGUUGAAUGAUGAUCAUUAUGUCUUCAGUUUCUUAGAAAUAGUUGUCUUUUUUUCCUUUAUCUCAGACGUGUAAUCCUUUUUACGUACCUUGACAUGUUUCGGCGGAAAUGUCUGCCUUCCUUAGAAAGAAGGCAGGAGUGAUAGGACACUUCUGAGGAGGCCAGAAGUUUCCUCAGAAGUUUCCGCUGAAACAUGUCAAGGUACGUAAAAAGGAUUACACGUCUGAGAUAAAGGAAAAAAAGAAAACUGUCUUUACUUGCACUGAGCUUGGGUAAAUGCAGGAACAUCUAUGAGGGUAUGCAUUAUAUCACAGCGAACCACAUAGUGGCUACAAAGAGCAUCUAUCAUGUAUCACUUAAUGCAAACCAGGACAGGACCAGGUUAUGUUCACAGUAAAAGCCCCAUCCUAUCAUGUAUUAUCACAUGACAGUGUUUCCUGUGGGCAGCUCAGAUCCACAGCCCUCAAUAACAUACAGAAACAUUAUAACCACAGUGUUAUAUAAAGCAAGACAAAGUCAUGCAGAUGCAGCACAUUCUGUCCAGAGUCUAUUGUGUGCAUCAUGCGACCACAGAGCCUCAGCGUUCAGUUAGUGAUGUGAAUACAGAUUAGUGUCAGGAAACCCAGUUUCACACACAUGCUCAUAUCUGCUGUGUCUUUGGUAAACUGUAGGAGUUUCAAUCAAACCAAACACUCCGUAACCUAAGCAAAAAUCUGUCCUUUUAUGGUGGCUUUAGUUGUUCUGCUCUCUGAAGGCAGCCGCACUGGAGGAUAUUUUUCCUCUUAGGCUGUUGCCAGAUACAGCUUCUAGUUUUCAGCCCCAAAGUCGUCCAAAUACCAUCACUAUGUGUAAGAAAAACACCCACAAUAUAUCAUCUAUGCUUUUAGUUCUGUGAUGUUAUUUUGAGUGGCAUACAUUGCACCGUAAAAACGAAUUGACAACUGAUAAAUUAUUAACACAUAGAUGACUUUUAAAACAACAAACCACAGCAGCAGCCAAGGAUCACAGCAUAUUGAUUUUAGGUGCAUUGUCACCACCUUCUACAGCUGAUGGGAUCUUACUGGAGAGUCAUCUUGGUGGGAUAGUGAUGUCAGUGCAUACCCUCGGUACUCAGCAUACCUAAUUAUGAUAUUUUGAGGACCUUCAUGGUUUAGUUCAUUCACUGGUUCACAUCUUUGUUUUAGCUGAGUGUCAAUAAAUCUGUGCUCUUCUCAUUGCGAGCAUCUUCCUCUCUCCUCUUUCCCUCUCCCCCCGCUGCUCCUCUUCUGCUCCUGCCCCCCUGUGACCUUGUGACCCUGUGACCUUUCCCCCUCCUGGAUGGACCCUCCCACCUGCCUCCUUCUUCUCCUUCCCAUCCUGCCUUUGCGCUGAGUAAGACACAUAUUUCUAUUUGUCCCCUCUCCCAUUUGUCUCUUGUCUUUUGUCUCUUGUCUCUCCGCACGUCCAGUGGAGAGGACUAGCAGCCAAGAUAGGCCUGGUAGGUGAUUUAUAAAAACCUGCGCAGACAGAGGUUUCAUGCCUAAUUAAACCAAGAGGACAAUUGAGGUCAUCUACUCAAACAGCCUCCGAGCGUGACGCCUGUGACUCUGUGUCCAUUUAGUCUCCAUCAAGCACUUUAGCCACCAUAAUCUGUCCAUACAUCAGCGAUAACGCCCUCAUUUCCCUCCGACCUAAGUCCAUUUUCAGACACUCCAUUCCCAUUUUGUACCUCUGCACUGCGACUUAUCCCUAUCAUGUUUUUUUGUAUCAUAUAUACACGAUAACACAGGCAUUAUUCUGCUCUUCAUUAUCACCGAGUCAUUUCAAAAAUUCCUCUGAGGCUGAAUGAAGUGCAGCUGCCAUCUGCUUCAUUUAGCCACACUAUCAGGACCUCAUCUAAGGUCUCAUGCCUGUCUGUGUGUGUGUGUGUGUGCAUGUGAGGUAUCAUGUCGACAAGUGUCUUUGUAUGUUCUGAAGCAGGAAAGCUGUUGGGGGUAAAGGACAAAGGAGACGUCCUGUGAGAAACAAUUAGAAAUGUUUGGAAAUGCUUGGGGUGGGGUAAGGUGUGGAUUAGAAGCUCCAUAAGUACAAAAUUUAGCAUGUGUACAUUUAAAAAAAAUAUUCAGUGUCAUGUAGUCUGAAGUCAGAAUGUGUAUUUUCAGUUAGCAUAUCCUCAGUGUUGCUAAACGUCUUUAUAGGCCUGGUUUUGGACUAGAGGUGGCCAUAUUUGGGCAGUGUGUUGGAUUUACAAUGUCGUCCCUCCCAUUGACUGUAUCAAAAGACAGAGGAAGUAUCUCGAGCCAAGUCAGACCCUUCAUGUCUCAGCACAGCAGCCAAUCCCCCUGACCCCAGAUCGGUGCAAACAUACCGCACUGAGUCAUCAUCUGGGUACAAGUCAGAGCAGUGAGGACUGGACUUGGCAGACCGGGGUAUUGCCAUCUGCUGCUUCCUCUGAGCCGACUUAAGUAACAAACACAAUGUUUAUCAUUUUCUUUGUUUUAUUUUUUUUAAUGAUCAGUCAUCAGUCAGCUGAAGCAGCGUCAAACACUUUGGCUUCGAUUUUGUAUAGCUAUUAUGUCAUCCAUCUCUUUAUAGACAAAUUUGAUGAUUUAUUGGAAGUCAACAUACAAUAAUAAUAUAAAGUGAAAAGUGUUUAAUUUUGUGCUUCUACUUUCUUAAUAAACAUAUUUGUGACGAAAAUGACACAAACUUUGGUGGAAACAAGUGGAGUAAGGAGCAGUUUUCUUAACAGUCAUGACAAACCCAAGUUUUACAGCUUGCCUAAUGUAGUGGUUGGUUUUCCAAAAGGGGAGAGGGAGAGGCUCCGGAAGAAACUCUUAGCCGCGUUCAGACCAAACGCGACUUGAAGCGACCUAGUCGACACAUCCUAUGUAUUAUUCAAAGCCAGGAGGAUCACGCUUAAGGAGGAAGAUAUGAAUGUAGGAAAAAUUACAACCAGAGCUCUGCUACAAUGUAAGAUUUUGGUGCUCUGAACUUCUCUGAAGCCUUUGCUAAUAAAUUAGAUGGCCGACCGUCCAGCAUUAGCCGGGAGGUCCAGUAUUUGAGCCAAAAGAGGCGCGUGGUAAAUGCUAAAGCUACAUGCUGCUCCGGAGGGGGAUUUUGUCCCCCGCCGGCGGAGUUGUCGGGGAAGAAGCGAGCGGCUAAAAUACGGGAGGAUCCGGUAAAUUGGCAUAGAUCCGGUGUGUUUAUCAAAGCGUGGUGGCCGUGCUGAGGCACCGGUGGGAAUUUAGGCUGAACAGUAGUAGGAUCACGGAUAGUUGGUACGGAUCCAUUCUUUAUCUUCAGACAUCUAGAAAAUCCAGCGUUGAACUGUCCCUCGUUGGUAAAACAGUCCGAAGUGAAAUGGUGCGCACAUACGUACAGAUAUUUUGGAAGUGCCGCGGGUACAUUCCCAUUAUAAAUAAAAUCCACCCAUAGAGUCCUCAAAUCCUCCGACGAGGGAGUCUGUGCUCGUUUGUGCAGCCAACAACAGAGCAAACGCUGCCUCUUUUUCAGAUCGUACUUCCGCCAUGAUUCUAACCGGAGCAAUGCGAGCGAGCGGCCGGGAAUAAUGGCGGUGUUUUGAUAAUUUCCGGGCAGGGCAGUGGGCGGCUCCAUGGGCAGUACCAUCAACCCGCCAGCACUGACAUGACAUCAUGUCAGUGGAGUUUUCAGAACGGCUCUGAGCACACAGUUCCUAAAUACGGAAAUAACUAAAAAACGACUAGAUGGAAUUUUUUUUUUCUAUCCCUGCCCCCCUCCCGUUAACAAAGUCAGUUUUUCAUGCCAUGGCCCCUUUAACUCAUUCAAUAACUCCGCGAGGCUACGGUAGCUGCAGUGCUCCAAAAAGUCAAAAGGAUUUGAAGUGCGCCUUAUAGUGCGAAAAAUACGGUACUUCCAGCUUUCUGAGAAUUUAAGGCACAAACACUUUACACUCAAAGUCAAACCACAAAGCGCAAAUGUUAAGCUGCAGUGUUUUAGAUUUUGUUCACUUGAGCUGAUGGAGAAAGUAAAACACAGCUCACUGGCUGGGUUUAAUACACAGCAGAAGGCAGACUCCUCAAAAACAGAUUAGCAAGGCUAAGCAGCUGAAACCCAAUCAGCAUUAGGGAAAUAAGCAGGGCUCAUUCAUGGUUUUUAGGAAGAAAACUGCAAUGAAAUAAAAGCUGGAACCUUAUUUUUCCUGCCAGACUUUGGCAACUCUUGGCUUUUUAAGUUUAUGCAUAAAACACAAAAUAGUUGGAUGAAACCUUUGCCAGAAGUUGAAUGAAAUAAAGUUGAAAAGCAGAAAGGCAGGGAUGGAUUUUUUCCUGAAACGUCCUUUGUAGUGCACUUAUUCCUCAGUGGGACACACCCUGCAGAUGGAGGUUGUACGUGUCAUAUCCUCCUCCUUUCACUGGCUCUUUGAAACUCUCUCAUCCACUCUCACUGAACUGAAAAGGACUCAGGGGCUCUCUUUUGAAAGGUCAGCUCUGUCUUAUUCUCCUGCAAAUGAUCCACUUUUAACGAUCUGCCUCUGUUCUUCCUCUGCCAGGGUGACCAGAAGUCAUCAAAGAAGGCCGGUGCAGGGGAAGGCACCCUGACUAGGAUCUUCAAAAUGGUGAGAAAAUAUGGAAAAAAAAAUCUUUCUCAAACACUUUUAAAGUUAUCUCCCUGAAACUUUCUACGCUUCACUCUGGUGGAAGUGAAGUCUGUCAGAAAGUGGAAUGUCUCCAUAAUAACUUUCUUGCCCUCUCCCCUUUUUCCUGCUUCAGUGAUGAUAUCCGCAGCAGAGUGAGUAACUGAUAUGCACUGGAGGGAUACUUGAGUUUAAUUCCCUCCGCAUGUGUUUGAUAUGCUUCGAAGACAUCGUAAUCUCAUUACUCCUGUAGCAGCAGCAGCAGCAGUAGCAGUGGAAGCUGCAGCGGAAUAAUAAGAGGCUUUUAGAGACAAGACUGAUCAUCAUGCACGCUACAAGCUUUGCACCACAGCUGAUAAAAUCAUGCUGGAGAUAAGAGAUCCUGGUCUGAAGGGCCCUAAGGAGCUAUCGCUAACAUAAUGCACCUGCUUUACAGGGAGGGGGUAAGGGGUUGCUUAUGCACAUAUGUACAAUAACCAUACUUCACAAUACGAUCAGUGACUUGCCAAACAUGGCUGGCUGCUGCAGAUCUUCAGAAUAAGCUGUAUAAAACUGAUCAUAGCACCUACAGUAUGUUGUUCUCGCAAAUGCUACAAAGUUAAACGAUGCCAAGGAUGGAUUUUUCUUCCAAACAACAAUAACUGGAAAGUGAAAAAUUAAGUGUUGAUGAGUUGGUUAGAACAAGAACGUAAUAACUACUUCUGUUUUGUUUUUGUUUGUUUUUUUCUUAAAAUCAUCUUAAAGUUCCUUACACAUCGGGAAUGACGCAAAUACACGACGUGAAAUUACAAAAUAUUCAGAGGCGAAUCUUGACACACCUGACUAUACACAUCAAGCGUGAUGCGUCCCAGAUGGAAGCGAGAAGACUGACACAACAGCAGACUGACUGUUUUUCAGUUCUGAUUAGACACUAGUGUUGAGAUGGCUGUCUGUCAUGAUGUACUGAGUCAGGGCCAGUACCAGAUAAGCAAAUUAAACUAUAAUCCAUAAACGUAAGGUAACAACCGAGACCUGACAGCAACAUGACUGAGUUUGAGACAGUGAAAAUACAUAUGGUAUGUUGUAUCUGGACAGGUUAGCUUACGAGCUAAAGUUACUUAGCACAGAUGAAAGUUACAACAAAGACGUUUAGCAAACUGUUGAAGCACACAAAUCAUCUUCAUAGGAGAAAUCCAACGCUAUGACUCUCCACAAGUUGUCCUUCAGGUCGUUAUCUUUGUAAUGUUUGUGUCUUUUAUCAAAAAGCACUCUGUUCUCCCACACGUAAACAAUCAGCCGGUUGGCCAUGUUGGAUAUACCGGUAAUCUGAUGUCACAACAACAUGCAAUCUGAUUGGUCAGAAGUGGACACACAGUAUGCGAAACUUCAGAAAAUUCGACCGUGAUACAAAAAAAUAAAUGUUGCAAUAUCGCAGGACAGGAAAACGUUGCUGAUGUGAAUGCUUGUAUAGACAGGCUAUGGGUUCGGAGAAAAAAAAUAUAUUGACAUUGGAAAUAAUCGCACGACAAAAAUGGUUUCCGGGUGUGUAAGGACCUUAAACCUUACCCCUCACCAACUGACCAUGCAGCUAGGAUACAAAUGUCACCAAAACAAUUUUUUAAACAAACCAGAAACAGCUUUCCUGAGAGGAACUUUUGGAAAAGACUUUUCAAAAGAAUUGAUGCUAAUCUAUGAUGUACGAAAGAUCAUCAGUAACAAUCAGUGGUUACCACUUUGUCCACAGGGGGCGCCAAAAUCAACACAGAUUUAAAAGAUCCCCACAGGGACUUUAAAGAUACAGUGGGUCAAAAUUGGAAUAAUUACAGAUUUUAGAUUGAUACUCCCCCUCUCUUACCUCUCCUAUCAGUUUUGUAAUAAGUACCGUACUUUAGGCUAAAUGAUUUUUAAAUAAAGCAGAAUCUUUGCUCAUUUAAACAUGCUUACGGUUAUCAUGUCACAUUUAUGCUCAGUCCAUUCAUCUGUUGCUUAAUAUUACUCUUCUUAGAGGUUUAAACAGAAGGUUUGCACUUCCCAAACUAUGAACUAAAGCAGCAAACCUAUUUUUAAGCUUUAGCCCACUCAGGCUUCUUCUGACGGCUUCAUUCACGACUGCCUGCAUUCCCAUUAAAAAACCAUCUUCACAGCUGUUGAUUUGUAUUCAAACACCAUGAGCAGGACUGGCAGCUCUCACGCUCUGCAGGUUUUUGUCAGUCAGAUUUUAAUUAGUCGACCUCCCUCACUGUACCUGAGAUAAAUUUGCUGAACAUUAGAUGGUAGUAAAGAGGAAUCCUAAUUUCCCCUGAGCAGUAAACAUCUUCAGAGCUGAUGAAGUUCUAGGAUGCUCGUUUUACACCCCCCUGAUACAGCUAAUUAGCUUAAACUGAGAGCCAUCACACUGUCACUUCAGUUACAGGUUGACAAUUCAAAUUAGCAUGAGAAUAAACCUGCAUUUACUUUCAAAGAUGUUUCACUCUCCAGCGCUGCUCAUUGUCAGUGUAUGAGGAUUUCUUUCUCUCUCAUGCUGGAUAAUGAAUUGCAUCCAAAAGGUUUAAAAGACUGACUCAGAUCUAAAGCUCAGUCCCUGGCGAUGUAAGAUAAAGAGAGAGAAAAACUUGAGACAAUGUGGAUUAUCGUCUCAAGCAGUCCAUGAGGAUUUGUUUCAUUUUAUAAGCGUUUUGUUUUCAGAAUCCUCUUCUCAUCCCUCUUAUUGAUCUGAAUUAAAGUGCAACAAAAGAGUUAACCAUAAUGUCAUAGACACAGGAAGUCCUCUCUCAACUGUCUGGACAUGAGACAAACACAAAACAGGGAGGUUCUACCUCUAGCAAGAUGAAACGCCACAAAGGACAAUAAAGACAGCACACUUGUGAGUGAGGCAAUAUGUAACCUGCAGUUAGAGAAUAAAAGUCAACAUAUUGUUCUUUUAUUCUUUAUCUUCAUGAUGAAUGUGAGGGAAGCUCCCUCCGACAAAGACUUAAAUAAUAGUCUGCCUGCAAAAUAAUGGCCUAAAGUGUGUGGAGGUCCAACUUUACCGAUCAGUAGAUACAAAAAUAUAUCAGUAUUUAAAGGUCAUCUUUGAAGGAUGUUCAAGACAUUUAAAUUCAACUCAUUCAUACAGAGAAAGUGGACUUUUUGUUUGGUAUUGAUUUACAAGACACACAAACUAAAGCUACUAUACAGAGUUUUAAUCUGGUUGAGAAGCAGACUGAGAUUGAUAUGUGUCUUUUGGUGACCGUAGGAAGCUGAUAAAAGCAUGAAUAAGAAAACAAAGCAAAAAAAAACUAUUUAUAUUUUGUUAUUCAAGUGUCUGAAAUGAUCAUUGAUCUGUACCCUGUUGUGUAUCCAACACUGAAGAGACACGCAAUAUUGCCUCUAUUCAAAGCUAAUCUUGUGUAAAAACAGACAUAGAGGUAUCAAUAUAACGCCUGUGAAAGGAUGCGAAGAUGCAUGUCAUGUUGUGCACCAUGAGUAAUGGUGCUAAAGUACUUAAAGGUGGGGUAGACAGGAAUCCAUUCAAGAAGCGUCUUUUUUGUGGUGUAGAUACAAAAAAGCUUUUAAUAUCAGUCAAUAGCUCUUAGUCAUUGAUGACAUUUGGUGAUAUAACGAUAUCACUGUGUUUUGUUAUGUCUGUGUAGUCAACAUUCUACAUUUUUAGAGUGCUCCGCUCUUUCUGACUGUAAACAAAGCCAUUCCGCGCCUCCCCCAUCCUGAUUGGUUGUGAGGCAGACGCUGCUCCCCAGUGUCGCUCAGGAGCCCAAACAAAGUUAGCGUGCUACAACAUCUGACAGUAGAAACCAACCAGAAAGUUAGCAAAAAUUAGCAAAGAUGUCUAAACCAACAGCUCAACAUACACUCAAAUUAAAACGUUAUCACACAGGAUGACUUUAUCCUCAUAAUGUUAUGGUUUUGACAUCACUUCAUUUAUUGUCAGGAUAUGAUGUUGAUCCUACAACAUUUUGAGUUGAUUUUCUUACAACUCUCUUCUCACAAUAUAAUGAUAACUGCAAUUUUGUUCCUGCAGGAAUAUAUCUUUAAAAAAAUUUUUAUUUUGUUAAUCUUGAAAAAAUUAUACAUAUUAAUGUGACCCCAAUACUCCAUCCUAAACUCAGACUGAAGCCUAACUUUAAAUCAUUUACAGCUCAGUCACAUUCUUAUUUUCUUUUCAGUGCUUACUUUGUUUUUGUGUUAGCGCUGGAUUAUUGCUCUCAGCGUGCCAAUUAUUUUUCUUUUAGCUUCUUUUAGCCUCCAUAGUUAUGCAUCAUUGCAGCUCUGAAGAUUACCCACAAGCCUGCACUCUUGCCCAUUUCCUCUAUUUAUGGACUCCUCUGGCUUUUAUCAGUGCUGAGCUCUGGUCUUAUUAUUUGGUCGGAGAAUAAGCAAAAGGUAAAAUGUUACAGAGUUAGAAUAUUAAAGACUUUCUCCACAGCUUUUAUAUAAAUGAAAAAGUACAUGUUGAAAUAAUAACUCUGUUCUUAGCAAAGUCCUUGGACAUGUUCUUCAUCGUGAUUUGAUAUUUUUAUGAGGCAGCAAAUCUUUUCAAGUCAUCAGUGGUGAUUCAUGGUGGUAAAAAAACAAACAAACAAAAAACCCUACCCUAACAGAAGCUGUUUUCCUCAGUGCUGACAAGCGUGGAGAAAUCUCUUUACUGAGAUUAAACCUGUCAUCUCAUCCCCCCCAAGACAGUUUCAUGGGCCAGAGUUCAGAAACACCAGAGCAGUUCAUUAAAGCAGAAUCAGACCUGAAGGACUGCCAUGUCCACAUUUUCAUCAUCAUCUUUAUCCUCUCUGUUCUUCAGGGAAGCAGGAGUGCUUCUCCAGCCAAACGCUGAAGUCCCAACACAACCCCCCAACCAACAGCAUGAGGGCAAAGGUCAAGACCGCGGGACUGAAGUGGGGAAAAAGAGGAAGAAAAGGAGGAAAUCUUGUCACCCCCUAACCUCCCUUUCCUCCCAUCUCUGA